CGCCUGCAAUGUAGAGUCAGUAGAGUUAAAAUACUUCUAUUUUAGGUAUAUAAUAUACGGUCUAUUGGUGAAGCAUCAUUAAUCACUUUGAGGGGGGGGUACAUUUUGUCCCCACCGUGUAUAAAAAUAAUUCAGCAGAGGCAGGGACAUGUAGACCAGAAAGGGGACAAUCCCACGCAUCCCCCUUUUAUUUCCUUCCAGCUAGAAUAUAAAGUGCAGCUUCCAGCAUGAAGCGUAUCCCACAAUCCACUGCAACAUGAGGUCACACAGGUCGGACGCCGCCUGUGCUCUAGAGACCCGUCGACAAAUGUGAGUAGAUAUUUAAAUGUAUUUUUAACGCCGCUGCUUUUUCUGUGUUGAUUUGCGAGCUGCAGUCAGGAGAAAGAUGCUUUUAUUGUUUUAAUUUGGAGAUUUUCUUCUCACCCAAGAGUGAGGGAGAGGUACAUGUAAAGGGAAAUGUUGGACAAAAACAAGCAGUGUAAAUAAAGUAUUAAGGUAGUAAAUAUUAACAGCUAAAUGUACUUAAAGUAUCAAAGUAAUAUGUGACACAGAGGCCACUUGGAGAGAUACCUGCUGCUGUACCAGUUCCUGAUCUUUAGCUCAUUAGAUGGUCAGUUAGCUCCAUCUAGUGGACAGAUAGUAGAACUCCAUCAUCUGAUGGGGGACUUCUCUGACUCUGACUGGGUUUGUGAACAGGUUGGACUGGUUCUGACGUCUCUCUGACUCUGAAGUUAUGAACUGUGACGGCGUCUUCAGAUCAAAUGCACAUCGACACCAGGACUGACGAGGGACAAUGAGCAGCUUCUUCUCUCCCAGUGUUUCCUCGACACAUGAAGGAGGAAAGUGUCUGUAAAGUGACCUGAAGAGACUUCAGCAGCGAACUAUGGCUCAGUUUAUUGAAGACUCCAGCCUCCAGGACUGGAAGGUGAUUGGCUCCGGAGGUUUCGGACAAAUCUACAAAGCCAGGCAUCGUCAGUGGGCCUGUGACGUGGCCAUUAAACUGCUUCGUUAUGACGACGGGGCCAAUGAAUCUUUGCUGCGUGAGAUCAAGAGGAUGCGAGAAGCAAGCAGCCCGCAUGUUCUUCGUGUCCUAGGGGUCUUCAAGGGUCUACCGCCCAACUGUGGUUGGGCAACACAGCUUGGUGUGGUCAUGGAGCUCAUGGAGAGAGGAUCACUGGCCUCCCUACAGGAAGCCUUGGAUGGACCUCCACCCUGGCCGCUGGUCUUCAGACUGGCUCACCAAGUGGCUCAGGGUAUAAACUUCCUCCACAGUCUGCCCCGUCCCGUUCUCCACCUGGACCUGAAGCCCCCCAACGUGCUGCUGGACGACUCUCUCAAUGCCAAGCUUACAGAUUUUGGCCUUUCCCGGAUUUCCUACAGCGUCACACAGGUUUCCAAGAAGGAUGAUGAAGAGGGAGGGGGGACGACCAACUACAUGCCCCCGGAGGCGUUUGGCUUAACAUACAAACCUAAACGAGCCUCUGAUAUCUACAGUUAUGGGAUACUCAUUUGGUCCAUUGUCACAGGGAAACAACCAUAUGGAAGCGCGAAGCCCACCAGAGUGGAGCUCCUCAUCCCACUGGGACAGCGUCCACUGCUGGACGAUAUAAAGGGCGAUGCUCUGGGGUUGGCAGAAUUGACAGGACUGAUGAAGAGAUGCUGGGACAAUGAACCCGAACAAAGGCCUCGAGCCCUUGAGUGUACAACUGAGACAGAACAACUAUAUAAGAUGCACAAAGAUGCAAUUUUUGACGCUGUCCAUGAAGUGCUUAAGAAACUGGCCCAAAAGACAAAAGAAAAAGUGAUGACAGAGCAGGUUCAGAGUGAUCAAAUCACUGAGGCUUCAGUGGAGGAGAUCCAAAAGUCCCUGAGUGGAGUGAAGAUGUCUGCUGAUCCACCCCAGAGUGAACUGGACACUCUCAGACACAAAAAGAGUGUGCACACUCCACCGGGUGAGGGGAAGCGACGCAGGGGGCUGAAAGACCACUGUGCGGGAAACCAUCGGGUUGAUAUCAACCUGUGGAGGGAGGCAGCAAUGUUGGCGUUGGACGUUGGGCAGCAGGCCAGGCUGACCCAUUUAAGAGGCAGCACAACGCCAUAUGGGUACCGCCUGCAGUCCACAAAUAACACGGCCCUGGAGAACACCGUCACCAGUGCCGUGGUAAGUGCGCUGGGAGCCACGGACUUUGGAAAGCCGGGAUUUCUCCAGCUGCUUGUGGAGGAGGGGGAUGUGGUUUACGAGAUUGAGGAGGCCUUGUGGCUUCCUCUGGAGAAGAGAAUGAAGAAGCUGCCGUUCUUCAUCAAAAUAAGUGUGGUUGGAAAGAAGGUAGUUGAGGCAGAGGAAUGCCAAGAGCUGUAA
This is a messenger RNA of Sander lucioperca (pikeperch), 2359 nucleotides long. Its product is annotated as receptor-interacting serine/threonine-protein kinase 3-like. The transcript is spliced from 13 exons. NCBI's taxonomy places the organism in Eukaryota, Metazoa, Chordata, Actinopteri, Perciformes, Percidae. The coding region runs from base 884 to 2359 and encodes 491 amino acids. Gene Ontology annotation, molecular function: JUN kinase kinase kinase activity; ATP binding. The record is from RefSeq and is a predicted model, not a curated record. Gene Ontology annotation, biological process: protein phosphorylation.